AUGGACGUAUGGAGCCUACAGGCACACUUACUUACCAACCAACACCACUUUCCCGAAGUGCCAGGAAUGUGGGCUGACCUCUGGGAGGGUCUGCAGGCAGGUCAUCCAGGAGCCUGGACUUCGCAGGCCACCGAAGAUCUGGCCGUCAGCUCGACAUACGGAGUUGCACAUGGCGGUGGUGGGACAAGCUGUGGUAUUAACUCUACCAGUUGCGCUACAAGUGCCCUCGUGGGAGCCGGAGGAAGGUCGACUUCGCAUGGUCCAGCCUACGAAGCCGCCGGCCAUCCAACAAUCGUGACCACCAACUCCGACGUCUGCCUGGGCAGUCAGAAGAUUCGAGCUCAAACAGGAACUCUACGGAGUCGUGGAGCCCCCACGGCUCAGACACGGGCGAAUCAUCCCCCCGGGACGUAUGAAGCCGGCACGGCAACCGGUGCACAAAUGGUGAGUCGCCUGGCGCCUCGCCAGGUCGGGAGGGCAGGUGUUAGCCAUUGGGUCGCAAAUCCAAAAAAUUACAUUUUUUUUCAACCACGGCGCCUAUUUAGUGAAGGAUGCAACUAUUUGGCGGUUGGGACUGUAAUUAAGUCCAGCCUGUAUGUAAUGUCCUUUUUCCACGGCAUAAUGAGGCCUACUUUAGCUGACUGUGGGAAAAAUUUUAUCAUCACUUGA
This is a messenger RNA of Protopolystoma xenopodis, 669 nucleotides long. The record is from the annotation of a GenBank genome assembly. Lineage: Eukaryota; Metazoa; Platyhelminthes; Monogenea; Polystomatidea; Polystomatidae.